CCUCCUCUGUUUUUCCUGCCUCUCCUCUGAUUGCCCUGCCAUGGCCGUCGACCACCUUCUGCGAGCCAUUGCCGCCGACCCCAAGAAGCUCCAUCUUCUCCAGAUCGCGCCGGGCCUCAGAGGAAAAGCCAUCACUACCAUUUCUGAAGAUGGGAUGAUCCAAUUUCUCCAAUCCAUUGCUCUCAACAACCAACAUUCCGACGACCCAUUCUACGUCUUCGAUUUGGCCGUUCUCGUCGGCCUAAUGGACCGCUGGACCCGCUCGCUUCCCGCCGUCCGCCCUUUCUACGCCGUCAAGUGCAACCCUGACCCGGCUCUCCUCGGCGCCAUGGCGGCCCUCGGUUCCAAUUUCGACUGCGCCAGCCGCRCCGAAAUCGAAGCCGUCCUCGCCUUCGGAGUCUCACCGGACCGGAUCGUUUUCGCCAAUCCUUGUAAAGCAGAGUCCCAUAUCAAAUUCGCCGCCUCCGUCGGCGUCAAUUUGACCACUUUCGAUUCUAUCGAAGAAGUCGAGAAAAUCCGGCGGUGCCACCCGAAAUCGGCGCUGUUGAUUCGGAUCAAAUCGCCGGACGACGGCGGCGCCCGGUGCCCGUUGGGCCCAAAAUACGGUGCGCUUCCUGAAGAAAUCACGCCCCUCCUCCAAGCCGCGAAAGAUGCUGAUCUUGCCGUCGCCGGCGUUUCGUUCCACAUUGGAAGUGGGGCCACUGAAGCAGGGGCUUAUCGGGCCGCUAUCGCCGCCGCAAGAGGGGUUUUUGAUACAGCGGUCCAACUUGGCCUGCCGCCGAUGAAUGUGCUCAACAUCGGCGGCGGAUUCACGGCGGGACCGCAAUUCGAGGAAGCGGCCGCGACCGUGAAAUCGGCGAUGGGGAAGUAUUUUCCGGCGGAAGUGAAAUUCACGGCCAUGGCUGAACCGGGGCGGUUUUUUGCAGAAUCGGCGUUCACUCUGGCCGCCAAUAUAAUCGGAAAACGGGUGAGGGGAGAGGUGAGGGAAUAUUGGAUUAACGACGGGAUCUACGGGUCUAUGAACUGCUUACUGUACGACCACGCGACGGUGACGUGUACGCCGAUGGCCUGCAAAUCCAGCCGGAAAAACCCCACGUGCGGCGGAGCGAGGAAGUACGGCGCCACCGUGUUCGGGCCCACGUGCGACGCGCUGGACACUGUUUUGACGGGGCAUCAGCUGCCGGAGUUGGAGGUCGGCGAUUGGCUGGUUUUUCCGAAUAUGGGUGCGUACACGGCGGCGGCGGGGUCCAGUUUCAAUGGGUUCAGCACGGCGGCGAUCAAGACAUACCUUGUCCACUCGCAACCCUGAAACGACAGCAUAUUGAAUUGAGUCUUUAUUCCUUGUAGCUAGGUCAAAUGAAGGUCCACCACAAAGCUGUGGCCGUCAAACUCAAUAUUAAAUUGUUGUUCAUUUUCUCGCAGAAGAAAAUUUGUUUGACAAAAGAAAUUUAUGGCUUAAAACUUUAAAUAAAGAUAGUAAGUUAACUCAAUUAAUUGCGAGUUUUAAUCGCUG
This is a messenger RNA of Momordica charantia (bitter melon), 1513 nucleotides long. RefSeq names its product ornithine decarboxylase-like. Lineage: Eukaryota; Viridiplantae; Streptophyta; Magnoliopsida; Cucurbitales; Cucurbitaceae. The record is from RefSeq and is a predicted model, not a curated record. Gene Ontology annotation, molecular function: ornithine decarboxylase activity. Gene Ontology annotation, cellular component: cytoplasm.